GCCACUGGGCUUCCCGGUCGCGGGGCGUGAGCGGCGCCGACCUGGGGCGCCAGGGGGACCCACCGGGCGGAGGAGGGGGCCUAUCUACCCUUCCGCAUUUUCCUGGGUCUCUCUCCCGGGCGGUGACGUGACGUGCUGACGGCGGGCCCGUGCCGGGGAGCUGGGCCGCUUUUUGUCAGCUCCGAGCUCGGCCCCUCCUCCCUCCCUCCGCCCGCCCCACCAGCCGGAGCCCGGCCCAGUGCUCCAGAGAAAGGCCGGCCUGCAGCACCCGCCACCGUCGGCGACCGCUCGUACGCCCGUUCGACCAGAAUAGUGAUGUUCUGCAAAAGGAGCUGAGGGAUGUUGGAGAGGGACCUUGAGAGUUUAUCACGAAGGCCUUGCUCCAGAAAAGUGAGGUGUAACUGAUGAAAGUUAAAGGCCAUGGAUGAAGAUGGACUUGAAUUACAACCCCAAGAGCCAAAUUCGUUUUUUGAUGUAACAGGAGCUGGUGCUGCACACAUGGAUGGUGAUCAAAUUGUUGUGGAAGUCCAAGAAACUGUUUUUGUUUCAGAUGUUGUGGAUUCAGAUAUAACUGUACAUAACUUUGUUCCUGAUGACCCAGACUCAGUUGUAAUCCAAGAUGUUAUUGAGGACGUUGUUAUAGAAGAUGUUCAGUGUCCAGAUAUCAUGGAUGAAGCAGAUGUAUCUGAAACAGUCAUCAUUCCUGAGCAAGUGCUGGAUUCCGAUGUAACAGAAGAAGUUUCUUUGACGCAUUGCACGGUUCCAGAUGAUGUUCUAGCUUCUGAUAUUACUUCAGCUUCAAUGUCUAUGCCAGAGCAUGUCUUGACAGGUGAAUCUAUACAUGUGUCUGAUGUUGGACACAUCGAGCAUGUGGUCCAUGAUAGUGUGGUAGAAGCAGAAAUUGUCACUGAUCCUCUAACCACUGAUGUAGUUUCAGAAGAAGUGUUGGUAGCAGAUUGUGCCUCGGAAGCAGUGAUUGAUGCCAAUGGGAUCCCUGUGGACCAGCAAGAUGACAACAAAAACAACUGUGAGGACUACCUAAUGAUAUCCUUGGAUGAUGCUGGCAAAAUAGAACAUGACGGUUCAUCUGGAAUAGCCAUGGACACAGAGGCAGAGAUAGAUCCUUGUAAAGUGGAUGGCACUUGUCCUGAAGUCAUCAAGGUGUACAUUUUUAAAGCUGACCCAGGAGAGGACGACUUAGGUGGCACCGUAGACAUUGUAGAGAGUGAGCCUGAGAAUGAUCAUGCAGUUGAACUACUUGAUCAGAACAACACUGUCCGUGUUCCCAGGGAAAAGAUGGUUUAUAUGGCUGUCAAUGACUCACAGCAAGAAGAUGAAGAAAUAAAUGUCGCAGAAAUUGCUGAUGAAGUUUAUAUGGAAGUGAUCGUGGGCGAGGAGGAUGCCGCCGCAGCAGCUGCGGCUGCUGUGCACGAACAGCAAAUAGACAACAGUGAAAUGAAAACCUUCAUGCCAAUCGCGUGGGCAGCAGCGUAUGGUAAUAAUUCUGAUGGAAUUGAAAACCGGAAUGGCACUGCAAGUGCCCUCUUGCACAUAGAUGAGUCUGCUGGCCUCGGCAGACUGGCUAAACAAAAACCAAAGAAAAGGAGAAGACCUGAUUCCAGGCAGUACCAAACAGCAAUAAUUAUUGGCCCCGACGGUCAUCCCUUGACAGUCUACCCUUGCAUGAUUUGUGGGAAGAAGUUUAAAUCGAGAGGUUUCUUGAAAAGGCACAUGAAAAACCAUCCUGAACACCUCGCCAAGAAGAAAUACCGCUGUACUGACUGUGAUUACACUACCAAUAAGAAGAUAAGUUUGCACAAUCACCUGGAGAGUCACAAGCUCACUAGCAAGUCUGAGAAGACCACUGAAUGCGAUGACUGUGGGAAGCAUUUUUCUCACGCUGGGGCUUUGUUUACUCACAAAAUGGUGCAUAAGGAAAAAGGAGCCAACAAAAUGUACAAGUGUAAAUUCUGUGAAUACGAGACAGCUGAACAAGGGUUGCUGAAUCGCCACCUCUUGGCGGUCCACAGCAAGAACUUUCCUCAUAUUUGUGUGGAGUGUGGCAAAGGUUUUCGCCACCCAUCAGAGCUUAAAAAGCACAUGAGAAUCCAUACCGGGGAGAAGCCGUACCAAUGCCAGUACUGCGAAUAUAGAUCUGCAGAUUCUUCGAAUCUGAAAACACAUGUAAAGACUAAGCAUAGCAAGGAGAUGCCAUUCAAGUGUGACGUUUGUCUUCUGACUUUCUCAGAUACCAAAGAUGUGCAGCAACACGCUCUUAUCCACCAAGAAAGCAAAACACACCAGUGUUUGCAUUGCGACCACAAGAGCUCCAACUCCAGCGAUUUGAAGCGACACAUAAUUUCAGUUCACACCAAGGACUAUCCCCAUAAGUGUGACAUGUGUGAUAAAGGUUUUCACAGGCCUUCAGAACUCAAGAAGCAUGUGGCUGCCCACAAGGGUAAAAAAAUGCAUCAGUGUAGACAUUGUGAUUUUAAGAUUGCAGAUCCAUUUGUGCUAAGUCGCCAUAUUCUCUCGGUUCACACCAAGGACCUUCCGUUCAGAUGUAAGAGAUGUAGAAAGGGAUUUCGGCAACAGAAUGAGCUUAAAAAGCACAUGAAGACCCACAGCGGUCGGAAAGUGUAUCAGUGUGAGUACUGUGAGUAUAGCACUACAGAUGCCUCAGGCUUUAAACGGCACGUUAUCUCCAUUCAUACGAAGGACUACCCCCACCGCUGUGAGUACUGCAAGAAAGGGUUCCGAAGACCCUCCGAAAAGAACCAGCACAUAAUGCGACAUCAUAAAGAAGUUGGCCUGCCCUAACAAUACUUCCACCGUCGUUUACAGAGAAACUGGCCUUGAAGCAUAAAGUUCAUUUAAAAGCCAACCAGUCUUGUUCACAUACAAUACUGUAUAUUGAUUUAUGCUGUGUACAAAUAGAAUUAUGCUUAGUUGACUUUUUUUUUUUUACAUUUUGUUCAGUAGUGUGUUCUGAGUUCUAUUCAGUUUGUUUAAUAAAUGGGGAAAAGCAGCAACCAGCUAGUUGCUUUUAAUAAAGCAGUCCCUGCUUCUACAUUGAAUUUUUCUAUCUUAGAAGUUUUGCAUUUAUUUAAGUACUUAAUCUGGCUUACCUUGAUGGUACUCUUCUAAGACCCUUAAGGUAACUUCAGAUUGCUAACUCUUGAAAGUACUCAUGUUGACUUUUUUCCCAUAAAUUUCUCACAAUAAAAUUUUCAGAGAUAUCUAAUGGGAAUGGGUGAUUUUCUGGUCAGGUCUAAUGAUCACAAUGUGGAAGUCAUUUGCUUAUCUUCCUUAAUGUUUUCAGACCAUAUGGCCAUGAAAGUUUCCAUUUGAGCUUUUGUGUCCCUGGCUGAGUAAAGAACAAUGGCUAGGUUCGUGUUUAUUUGUUUUUUGUUUUUUUCAUUUUGUUUAGCAGACAAAAUAUACUUCUUAUAGUUUUCUUUGGACUAUUUACAGCAAAGCUUUAGAAAACCUUAUUGGAACAUUUUGCUCGAUUCUGUUUUGAUUAUUCUAUCUGUGCUGCUUUUUCUUGGAAUGGUUGUGUGCUAUAAAUGAAAUUUUACAGAGGACUCCAUUUUGGAAUCUCCUAGAGGCAAACUUGCAGCUCAUAAGAUUUUUUUUUUGCAACUUUCUAUAUGUAAAUGUACCCUGAAUUAUAUAUAUACAUAUAUAUAUAACAUGUAUCUGUGUGUAUUGAUUAUUUUACAUGUUUAUACACACAUCCCCCAGUAGUUGUUGUUUAAAGUCUAUAAUGAAAAGUAUUAAAUUUACAAUAACAGGAGAGAUGCAGGGAUGCGUGUGAGAGCAUUUUGUAAGUCUUGCUCUUCAGAGAGAUUACUCAGGUGAAGAAUUUGAAGGAAAAUAAGGACACUAGUAUUUUUAAAGAGAAAGAUAUUUUCUUUUAAAUAUCUUUGGUAAUUAAGAAAUAAUCGAAAAAUAGAGGUUAAGAUGUUUAUAGAGGAAAAUGUUUUCAUAUAGUUUCAGCUCCAUGCCUUUAUAUUUUUCUGAAAAGCUAAUGGGUAUUAGAUAGGAGCCCUUCCGUUCUCUCUGAGAAGGCCGAGAGAGAACCCCGUCUCAGCAAAUGAGGGAGGGACGGAACAGAAUGCCAUGGCCCCGUGGACCAGAGAAAGGGGUACUAAUUAGGACUUAUGCUUUGUAAAUUCAACCUGCUCUCUGUUAUUCCCUCAAAGUUACAAUUAGCAAAUGUUAAAAGCUUACCACUCAAGUUGGCUUGGAUUAGAACGAUACAGGUGUUCCAAGUGCCUAAAUCAUGUCUGAGGCCUGUUUGGAACUCUUGUCGUUCACAGUUCUCUUUUUCUUUGACAGUUGGGGCAAUUUUUACUCUGUAGGUCUGACUGCAUAAUGAAUUUGUAAAGUGAACUUGGUUAAUUAGAAUUUAGUUGUGUUAAGAUGACUCUUGGGGAACAAAAACCGCUUUUAAGAGUCCCUGGAAUUGGCUUUUGGCACACAUAAUCUGGCACAUCAUGGGAAAUUUAGACAUUUCUUUUUCUCCCACUUGAUAACUGCCUUGUCCACCUUGUUAAUGGUGCUCCACCUUCUUCAUGCCUUUAGGGUUGUUUUUGUUUUACCUUUCAUCUUCACCUUUGCCAUCACUAUUUGUAUCAAGAGUUACAGUUUUAGGGUUAGAUAACUAAAAUAUUUGGUAUUUGGCAAGGCUCUGAAGUAUUAGAUUGGUCUUGUCUAGUUCUAAGUCAAGUGCUUUAGACUGGUAUAAAUUCUAAUUGAAAUGCCAGUCAGAGCCAAGGUGUGUGCACACUGGGCUCCCUAGUCCAACAGGGAAUUCCUGUGCCAUUGUAGCUCCCCCUUAAUGUACUUUUUGGAAAAGUAAUUUAAUAAUUAUAUGAUUUAUUGCCCUGCUAUUCUUGAAAGCUCUGUCUGUUUUUUUGUGAGAACCUUUAAAGAUCUGCCCCAGAAAUAUGGUAAAACACUUAAAUGAAAGUGGAAAUUUUUAUUAAUUUUAAAACAUUCUGUAAAUUUAAUAAGGAAAAUAUUCAUCAAUUAGGCCAUUUAAGUAUAUUUUUUUAAAUAAACUGAAAGAUAAAGAACACAAUACUUUACAUACUUUAUAUUUCUCUUUACAUAAUCUGGAAUUAUAUACAGUUCUUUUCUUUUUAAAGCACAAUAUCGAAGCCUUUAAAAGGUAUUUAAGGGUUUGGUCAAGUGAAUAUAAAAUGUGUGUGUCUGUAUAAAGAGAAAAUGGAAUUGUCGUCACUGUUAUGUACUGACAUUAGUUACAAUUAGUUUUAAUUGCUAAAACAAUUUUCAUUAGCAAAGCUAAAAAAAUGAUGUUUCAGUUAAAUGUUUUAAAGAGGUACAGAUUUUUACAAGGACAUAAUAUAAGUUAUUGUUCUGUAGAAAUAUCUUAUUAAAUAUUGUACGUCCCUCCCUCUGUACACUUUGUAAAAAAAAAGUAAAGUACAUAAAAAGAAAAUCAUAUAGGGAUGUGUGACAUUAUUGUAAUUGUGUACUUGAGAAUAACGUGCAAAAAUAAAAAUCAGAAUAUUUUCCUGUUAACGAAUGUUUAGUCUAUUUGAUACCAGUACUAAGUUAAUGCUUUUUUCUUAAGAAAAAAAAUGUACAGUUUUUGUAAGCCAAUAAACAUCACAAGUGAUGGGUUAUUUUCACCCCUCCCCAUUUCUUAUUUCUUUUUAUGUAGCAAUGGAAUACAGAAUGUUUGAUUACUUUGAGUUUUGUGACUCAGAUACAAAUACUGAUAAUAUUUCAGUCCUGUGAAUUUGCAAGUAAUAUUUCAGAGAAGAUGGGAGGUGAUUGGUGAGUCCUUUGAUGAGCAUGUCAUUGAAAUUCAUUUUUUGCUUUUUAUCUUCUUAAAAUAUUUGUUUUGUUAGCACCUCUAGUUCCCCUGAGACCAAUUACCCAUGCACAAAG
Perognathus longimembris pacificus (Pacific pocket mouse) is the source of this 5925-nucleotide messenger RNA. RefSeq names its product zinc finger protein X-linked (gene Zfx). Gene Ontology annotation, molecular function: metal ion binding; DNA-binding transcription factor activity, RNA polymerase II-specific; RNA polymerase II cis-regulatory region sequence-specific DNA binding. Gene Ontology annotation, biological process: regulation of DNA-templated transcription. The transcript has 9 exons. The record is from RefSeq and is a predicted model, not a curated record. NCBI's taxonomy places the organism in Eukaryota, Metazoa, Chordata, Mammalia, Rodentia, Heteromyidae. Bases 421 to 2820 code for a protein of 799 amino acids. Gene Ontology annotation, cellular component: nucleus.